Prorocentrum cordatum is the source of this 564-nucleotide messenger RNA. NCBI's taxonomy places the organism in Eukaryota, Dinophyceae, Prorocentrales, Prorocentraceae. The record is from the annotation of a GenBank genome assembly.
AUGGCGGCCGCGGCGUCGCGCCGGAGGGGAAUGGCCACCUCGGCGGUGCUUGUUCGCAGGGCCAGUACUCUGGUCGACAUCCAGCUCUGGCGCCGGGCUGCUGCCAUGGUUUCGGCCUGUUUGCCUGUGGCCCACUCGGGUGACGCGAUCGACCUGAUGACACAGGCGCGGAUGCGGCGCUGGCGGGAGCUGGGGCGAUGGGCCGUCGACGACGGCGACGCGGCGGAUGACGACGCGGCGCCCGCGGUCCGCCUGGAGAGCCCCGGGUGCGUGGGGCCCGCGGCGGACGGCGAGCGCGCGGGCGACGCUGGUGUGGCGACAGCGCGUGGGGGGUGCGCAGGGGAAGCUGGAGGCGCCGGGCCGGCCCUGGACGCUGCUGCUGUCCCCGCCGCGCGCCCCGGGCUCAUGGUCGCGGCCCUGCGGCAGGGGUUCGGCCACGGGGGGCUCGGUGGAGAGGCUGGUGGCGUUGUGCUGGCCCCAGGCGCCGCUGCUGCCCCCGCCGCGCGCCUGGGGGCCCGGGUGGCUGCCUUGCGGCUGGUGCGUGGCCGUGGGCCACGGCGCUAG